UUUACGCAUUAAAAUAGUGACUUUUUUAAAUGAAUAAAGAGAAUAUUAAAGUUUUACGAAAACUUUUGAAGUAAAAUUGUGUGUAUUUUUUUGGGAAUCGGGUUAAAAGUGAUUAGAUUUUUUGAAAAUGUUGUGUUUUUAAUGAAUGAGUACGGUAAUUACUUUUUUGAUUUUGGCCAGUGAAAAUUCAAGUUGAAGCAACGAAUAAUUUUAAAUUUGUAGACGUUAAAAAAAUAACGUAACUAUGCUCUAAAUAAGACUGUAUCCUUGUGAUUUGAAAGUGACUGAAAAAGUGUGUGAUAAUGGACUCAAAAGUCGAAAUGGGUGAAACCCAAACACAGAAAAAAGUCCCCAAACCAUUUUCCAUAGAAUCCUUGAUUGGGGACAGGAAAUCACCAGAAAUAGACAUAGAAAACAAUAUUUCGGAAAGUUCUAGAAACUCGGAAGAUGAUGAAAGUGAAAGAUUAGAGGGAUUUCAUCAGAUGCGUUAUUACGCGCCAUUUUUGCAACAAAAUGGUUUCCCGUUCUUACUUGGGUACCCUGAGCCGUGGUUGUCAAGGGUCUUGGGUGCUGUACCGACGCCGGUGAGAGAAAAUAGAGAAGAAGAGAAGAGAGAGAGUCCUGUUAGUGUUGGCAGUGAGGCCGAGAGUGAUGGUGGGGAAGAGACUAAUCCAGGUAACGACUCAGAGCCAGAUCAAGAGGACUCGAGCACGGACGCGGCCCGAGAGAGCAAGGCGCGCCGACGCCGCACCGCCUUCACCUCGGAACAACUCCUCGAGCUGGAGAGAGAGUUCCACGCCAAGAAGUACCUGAGCCUCACCGAGAGGUCGCAGAUAGCUUCUGCCUUGAAGCUUAGUGAGGUGCAGGUAAAAAUAUGGUUCCAAAAUCGUCGAGCGAAAUGGAAACGCGUAAAAGCCGGCCUUGCAUCCGGCAGCCACUCCAGCAAAAACGGAUCCGGCACCAAAAUUGUCGUUCCGAUACCUGUCCACGUCAAUCGAUUCGCCAUCAGAACACAACACCAUCAAAUGGAGAAACAGAACUUGCAAUAUCGAUUAGAAAGACAGCAGCCGUUACCAGGAAGCUUGCUACAAUCCCAAACUUCGGCGUUCUUAAGUGCAACUAAAAUCGAUUCAAAUAAUCGACUCGAUAGGGAACCGAUUGUGAAUGGUCGCAGCCCUAUGUUUGACGUUUCAAUGACAGGCCGAAUGGCGGCAAUGAGUCCGAAUAUGAGACAUUUUCAAAAUGGCCGGCCGAGCUAAUUUUUGGUUGGUUAUUUUAUUUAUGGACCAUGGUUUCUUGGAGUGAGACUUAUGAGGUGUAUUGAUGGCCCAAUUUUCUAUCAGAAUGUUGUCCAUUUUGGUUACUCUCAAGAAAUAUGAAUAAUUAUAAAAAUGGGAUACCAAGUUGGGUCAUGAAUAGGAAUACCUACUUAGGAACUGUAAUGUGAUCAAAAGAAAUCUCUUUGAUUUAUAGUAUGAUUUCAGUGGUACUUACAUUUAUCGAUACAAAAAGAACUGUUCCUAAGGUAAGAACCGAAAUACUGAAAAGAUACUUAUGGCCUUACUACAAAAACUUUAACAACUGUU
This is a messenger RNA of Helicoverpa zea (corn earworm), 1586 nucleotides long. RefSeq names its product homeobox protein GBX-1 (gene unpg). Gene Ontology annotation, biological process: regulation of transcription by RNA polymerase II; regulation of nervous system development. The record is from RefSeq and is a predicted model, not a curated record. The transcript is spliced from 3 exons. Bases 303 to 1259 code for a protein of 318 amino acids. NCBI's taxonomy places the organism in Eukaryota, Metazoa, Arthropoda, Insecta, Lepidoptera, Noctuidae. Gene Ontology annotation, molecular function: DNA-binding transcription factor activity, RNA polymerase II-specific; RNA polymerase II transcription regulatory region sequence-specific DNA binding. Gene Ontology annotation, cellular component: nucleus.